UGGCUGGCAGUGUUCAGUCGAUAGCAAAAGAUGAAACAGAGCUCAUCGCGCAGCAUUUGGUGUCUGCUCAGUGUUGUAAUCGAUCAGCGUCUUAGAAUUGACACCUGUCGAUAUCUAAUCGAGAUUUUAUCGCGCCGCAUUACAGGCGAUUAAGAUUCGAUUUGGUGCCAUAUUCAGCCAAACUCGAACUAGUGCAAAUAUCCGUCAUUCUCCAUACAAAUCUAUAUUUGGUUAGACCUGUUCCCACAUCUAUGGAGUUUCAUCUAGACAGUGCAGAAUACUGCCAAGCACAGCACAAAUAAAAAGUUAGCACUACGCAAAAACAAAGGCCGUGAUAGCCGGAGACAACGCUGUCACCUGCCCGGAAGUCGACGGGACGCCAAAUCAGAUACGAAACGUGGACAGAGUGUGGAUUAAGAGAGAGUCUCUCGAGCUAAAGUAUACAACUUCUGGCUGAACGGAGUUCAUAUCACGAGGAGACACAUUUAAAAUUAGGUUGCCGCAACGAAAAGUUUGGAAACAACAAUAAAGUAAUUGGCGAGGAGCAGCAGCUGCACUCGAAAUAAAUAAGUUUUUGGGAUAGAUUCGCGUUAGUUGCGAUAUUAACAGGGAAUUUUUAAAAUAGCCGUCUUUUGGGUUGAGACACAGAAAAAUUGAAGAACUCCAAAAUUGUACUUAAUUAUUGAGCUAUUUAUUUAUACUUAAACAAUUCACUUGUUCUGUGUGCUUAGUGUAGUAUUUGAAAGCCUGCUAAAAUCUUAUUAUAUUUAUAUAUAUUUUUUUUACAACAAGUUUUUAAACAAGCCUAAAACAUCAUCUACAUCUAAACCACUUCGCUGAAUUUUCAACAACAAUAUUAAAUCGUGUAACUUCCCGAAAGUCAAAUCAAAAAAUUGAAACACAUAACAUAAUAAUUAUUCAUAUUGUAACAAAGUCCCAACAACAAA
Molecule: messenger RNA, 947 nt
Organism: Drosophila virilis
Lineage: Eukaryota; Metazoa; Arthropoda; Insecta; Diptera; Drosophilidae
Source: RefSeq, a predicted model, not a curated record